Messenger RNA from Mastomys coucha (southern multimammate mouse), 899 nucleotides. RefSeq names its product testis expressed 12 (gene Tex12). Gene Ontology annotation, cellular component: central element. The transcript is spliced from 5 exons. NCBI's taxonomy places the organism in Eukaryota, Metazoa, Chordata, Mammalia, Rodentia, Muridae. Bases 112 to 483 code for a protein of 123 amino acids. The record is from RefSeq and is a predicted model, not a curated record. Gene Ontology annotation, biological process: synaptonemal complex assembly.
CGCCUGCGCAGAGGGGCGGGAAGCGCACCCUCUCGUGCUGUGGCUCUGAGGAGGCAGGUCGCGGCUGGAGCUCCGAUUGCGAGUGGGACAAGAGGUUUGUGUCUCCAGCGAAUGAUGGCAAACCACCUUGUAAAACCUGACUCUAGAAACUGCAAGAGGUCAAGAGAACUGGAGCCUCAGGUGUCUGAUAGUCCACAGGUACCCUCUCUUGGAAAAUCAGAGUCAUCUCUCCCUGAGUGUUCUGGACUCUUUUAUAAAGAGGAAGCUCUGGAGAAGGAUUUGAGUGAUAUGAGUAAGGAAAUUAAUCUGAUGUUGUCUACAUAUGCAAAGAUUUUAAGUGAAAGAGCAGCAGUAGAUGCAUCUUACAUCGAUGAGAUAGAUGGACUCUUCAAAGAAGCCAAUAUUAUUGAAAACUUUCUAGUACAAAAGAGAGAGUUCCUGAAGCAGAGGUUUACAGUGAUUACUAACACCCUGCAUAAGUAAUGUGCCUAUGCCAGUUGAAAGUUCCCGUUACUGCUGUGUUCUUCUUGCUAGAGAAAAUAUGUAUUAAAACUGUAACUUUUUCUAAAUUUGAAAAGGGUUUUAAGAUAGAUAUUUAUAUGAAGUAUAUAAUAUUUCUUUUGAUGGUCAAAUAUUUGGCACAUUAUAUACAAAUGUAAAUUAAAAAUUAUAUACAUGUUCUUUUCUUUAUACUUUACUCCUAAAUUGCUUAGCCCUUCUUAAACUAUGAAAGAGAACUCUUUUAAUUUGAUUAUGCCUAAUAAUAUUUGUUUAAAUAGCAGAUGAUUUUUGAGAUAGUUUUAAAAUGUUUUUCUUGGUCAUUAUUAUAAAAGAACAUUAAAACAUUAAAAGUAUUUUGUCUAGCUUCUUAACAUAUAAUAAAACAUAACAGUGUGCUA